GUGGCCUUCUCUAUUACUUGUGUACUGCGAUAGACGGUCAUGGGUAUGAGUCCUGGGAGCACGUCUGCUACUCCCGCCACUCGCUCGCAUAGCUGAGGAGGGAAUUGGCAAUUUGUAAACAAUCAUCUAUGCUUCUCGAAAACUAAAACUGCGCGUCACUCUUAUGCCUGAUCCGAAAUCCAGUAUGGCUUCGUUCGACGUCAGACCUUCAAAAUCGAGGCUCUUCUUCCCUGGGCAUACUGGAAUAUCAUGGCUUCACCAGCAGAUACGCUGAAAUGGUCGGCUCAACUCGAAGUCGCGCACCCAAACCGCAGACUUGUUGGAGAUAAGAUCACCUUGCCACAAUCGGCCCUCGAAGCACUCCUCGCAGCUGCGCCCGUUGUGUCGGUGCAGAAUGCCUCUAGAAACGCGACCUCGUCCUUCGAUCCUUUCAAUCCAUACUCCUUUGCCGCCGAACGUUAUGCCCGUCAGGCUCUCCAAGAUCGUCAACAGCAGUUACCUCAUCCUCUGACCUUUCGCAUCGUCAAUCCUCGCAAUGGAAGGGCUGUAUAUGCGGGAAUCCGAGAGUUUUCUGCAGAAGAAGGCACCAUAGGACUGAGUAGUGGUCUGAAAGAGGUGCUCGGUAUACAGGAUGGCUCAUCCUCACACACGUCGAGGGAGAGCACACCGAGUGGCGAUGUUGUCAUGACAAACGGGAUGGAGACUUCAAAGUCGAAGUCGGAAACGGUCACAAUACACGCAAAGCAGCUGCCGAAAGGCACAUUUGUGAAACUCAGGCCUCUUGAAGCGGGCUACGAUCCGGAAGAUUGGAAAUCCCUCCUCGAGCGAUAUCUACGGGAUAACUACACGACCCUGACUAGUGGAGAACUACUUGUCGUCCCAGGUGCUCGUCAUGAGCGGUUUCGAUUUCUGGUUGACAAGUUCGAGCCUGAAGGAGAUGGGAUUUGCAUUGUCGAUACAGAUCUGGAAGUGGACAUCGAGCCUUUGAACGAAGACCAGGCACGGGAGACACUGAACAAGACACUGGCCAAGAAGAGACGCCAGCAGGAGUUGCCGGAAGGUACUUCCUCAGGCGGCUCCCUGGUUCUCGAAACAGAAGUGCAGGGUAGAGUGCUACCGGGAGAAUAUGUGGACUACGAGCUGAAGAAGUGGAAUCGCGAUCAAGAUUUGGAAGUCGUCCUACAAGUCGCCAACGAGGAUAGCAUCCUAGAUCUUCUCGUCAGUCCCUUUUCUGCACACCAGCGCUCAGAACCUCGAGAAGACGAGUACGUCUUCGCUGACCUUAGUGGACGACCCACUAAGCGAAUAAAACUUUCUCACACCAGUGUCGACAUGGAGACCGCUGAGUCGGUAAAUGUUGCGGUCCAUGCAUGGCAAGAUACCAACCAAGACUCGACAGACCAAAGUCGACCAAUUCCGUAUACACUCAAGAUCUCCGCCACUGCAUCUGAAUCCGUGACAGCGGACGAUAUGCCUCCAGAGCUCUCCGAUGACGAAGUCGUAUGCAAGAAUUGUCGCCAGGUUGUACCGAAACGCACCCUCCCAUUGCACGAAGCAUUCUGCUACCGGAACAAUAUUCUCUGUCCGAAGUGCUCAGGCGUAUUCUUGAAGAACUCGGAUGCCUGGAGAAACCAUUGGCAUUGUCCUCAUGAUAACGAGCACGGAAACGACCCGUCCUCCCAUCGUAAACAUGACUCGAUUUUUCAUCCUGAAUCACCAUUGCAGUGCCCAAGUUGCGAUUUUCAGGCUUUCGACCUACCCAUACUCGCUCACCACCGUACUACAACAUGUCCGGGGAAGGAGAUUCUCUGCCAGUUCUGCCAUCUGGUCGUCCCUCAACAAGGACCCGACGACCCUUCAUUUACCGACGCAGAAGUGCUCUUGUCUGGGCUUACACCGCACGAACUUGCAGAUGGUGCGCGGACGACAGAAUGCCACUUAUGUAACAAGAUCGUCCGACUGCGGGAUAUGAAGACUCACCUUCGACUGCAUGACCGGGAACGAUUCUCUCGGCCCAAGCCCAGUCUAUGCUCUAACCAGAUCUGCGGCCGGACUAUUAGGCACGAGGAGGAAUCUAGAGUCCGGAAAGAGCAACUGGGCCUCUGCAACGAAUGUUUUGGUCCGCUGUAUGUCACCAGUUAUGACCCGGAGGGCAAACUGCUCCGGAGAAGGAUUGAACGGAGAUUACUACAGCAGCUCAUGGGAGGCUGUGGCAAGUCCUGGUGUCGUAAUACGGAAUUGUGCAAGACCGGCCACAAGAAUGUCACGGGUCAGGACAGAGUUGUGUCUGCAAAGGAUGGUCUCCCUAUGAUCAAGCCGAUCAUGGAUCAACUUGCUCAAGGUGAUACCAGCGGACUGAUAUUCUGUGUUGACGAGACUAGUCAGACUCAACGAAAUCUUGCAACUAUGAUGGCGGGUGAAGGAGAUUAUGAACUUGCAUGGUGUGCGAAGGCACUGGAGGAGGAACGAGGUGAUGUGGGCAAGGCCAGAGACUGGCUCAAAGACCGUGCUCCGAAGGUUGGUGAGGUUGUAACCUGACGACAUGGGGUGUUGCAUCUCUCAUCAGUAAACAAUUCUGUGGGCCAUGUCAACAAGGCGAGAGGUAUGGCAUCUCAUAGAGGAGAUCAUCGGAGCAUUAACCUCCACGCGAUAUCAAGACUUGAAUGGAAUCGGCACAAGAAGAGUGUCCAUAAACCGCGCAGAAGUCGGGAGAUACUGGUGGAUCUGACGGUACUCAUAACUAGAAGCUCAGUCAUUUGCGAG
Messenger RNA from Exophiala xenobiotica, 2763 nucleotides. RefSeq lists its product as uncharacterized. Gene Ontology annotation, molecular function: polyubiquitin modification-dependent protein binding. The transcript has a single exon. The record is from RefSeq and is a predicted model, not a curated record. Lineage: Eukaryota; Fungi; Ascomycota; Eurotiomycetes; Chaetothyriales; Herpotrichiellaceae. Gene Ontology annotation, cellular component: VCP-NPL4-UFD1 AAA ATPase complex. Bases 250 to 2538 code for a protein of 762 amino acids.